GGGCGCCUCGGGGGGCGGGGCUUCGCCGUCCCGCCCCCCCCAACUUGCCGCGCCGGGCGCGCGGGGCCGCGCCGCGACGGACCGACGGCUCGGCUCGGCUCGGCUCCGCACCGGCACCGGCACCGGCACCGGCACCGCGCGGGAGGGAGGGCGGGAGGGGCGCGGUGCCCCCCCCCCCGAGCGGCGGCCCCGGGCCGCGGCCCCUUUGCGGUCGGAGAGACGUGCAGCACCGGGCCCUGCGAUGCCGUUUGGCUGCGUGACGCUGGGAGACAAGAAAGAUUAUAACCAGCCGUCCGAGGUGACCGACAGAUAUGACCUGGGCCAGGUCAUCAAAACGGAGGAGUUCUGUGAAAUAUUCCGGGCCAAGGAGAAGACGACGGGGAAGCUGUACACCUGCAAGAAGUUUCUGAAGCGGGACGGGCGGAAAGUGCGGAAGGCGGCCAAAAACGAGAUCAUCAUCCUCAAAAUGGUGAAGCACCCCAACAUACUGCAGCUGGUGGAUGUCUACAUCACCCGCAAGGAGUAUUUCAUCUUCCUGGAGCUGGCCACCGGCCGUGAGGUCUUCGACUGGAUCCUGGACCAGGGUUACUACUCGGAGAGGGACACCAGCAACGUCAUCCGGCAGGUCUUGGAGGCCGUCGCCUACCUGCACUCACUCAAGAUCGUCCACAGGAACCUCAAGCUGGAGAACCUGGUGUACUAUAACCGCCUGAAGAACUCCAAGAUCGUCAUCAGCGACUUCCACUUGGCCAAGCUGGAGAACGGGCUCAUCAAGGAGCCCUGCGGCACCCCUGAGUACCUGGCUCCGGAGGUGGUGGGGCGGCAGCGGUAUGGGCGGCCAGUGGACUGCUGGGCCAUCGGUGUCAUCAUGUACAUCCUCCUCUCGGGGAACCCCCCCUUCUACGAGGAGGCAGAUGAGGAAGACUACGAGAACCACGACAAGAACCUCUUCCGCAAAAUCCUGGCUGGAGACUACGAGUUCGACCCACCAUACUGGGACGACAUCUCGCAGGCGGCCAAGGAGCUGGUGACGCGCCUGAUGGAGGUGGAGCAGGACCAGCGGAUCACGGCGGAGGAGGCCAUCUCCCACGAGUGGAUCUCCGGCAAUGCCGCCUCCGACAAGAACAUCAAGGACGGCGUCUGCGCCCAGAUCGAGAAGAACUUUGCCCGGGCCAAGUGGAAGAAAGCCGUGCGAGUGACCACGCUCAUGAAACGCCUCCGGGCGCCCGAGCAGACGGAGACAGCCCCGGCCCCGGCCCCCGCCGCCGCCGCCACCGCCGCCACGGACACUGCGGCCCCCGCAGCCCCCGGCACGCCGCCCGCCGCCGCGCAGCCCCCGGCCCCCGGCACGCCGCCCGCCGCCACGUGUAACGGGGACGGGGCAGCUACCGCCGCCGCCGAGUCCCCCAGCGAGCAGACCGGCUGAGCGGCGGCCCCCGCGCCCCCCUCUGUACAUACCCCCGGCAUGGUGUGUGUGUCCCCCGCGCCCCCGCCUGCGCCCCCUUUUCUACGUGCCCCGGCGGAGAGCCGGCCGCGGGGCAGAGCCCUGCAUGGAGCCCGUCCUCCCCCCCGGCCCCCCCGGCGGCUUUGCCGGUCGGUCUGUGUGCUGUCCCCCCCCCCCCGCUCUCUCAGUCUGUCCCCCGCCGCCGUCCCCCCCGAAGGAUGCCCAGAGAUACGGGGCAGCCCCCACCCACACACACACACCCGGCCGCACGCCCCGUGGGGAUGGGGGGGGGUGCGGGACGCCGCACGGGGCCCCCCGGGACACGCGUGCACGUGCGGGACGGCGGGGGGGCCGCAGCGGGCAGAGCACCUGGCACCCCCUCUCCAUGCCGGGGGGGGCGCGUUGCAGGGGGCGAGGGAGCACGGUCCCCACCCCCCCACACCCCCCACGGGGGCAGCCACACGGCCCCCCCACGCAUCGUGUCUGGAGGAUCCCAAAUGCCCCCCCCACCCUCGGCUCCCGCUUCCCCCCCCCCCCGCAGCUGCAUGCCUGCAGGGCCGGCUCUGCCCGCGGCUGCCGCCGCCGCCCCCCGCGCUGUAUCUCUGGCAAAUAAAGACCCCGCUGAGGACAAACUGAGACAGCACC
Messenger RNA from Grus americana (Whooping crane), 2089 nucleotides. RefSeq names its product CaM kinase like vesicle associated (gene CAMKV). Gene Ontology annotation, cellular component: intracellular anatomical structure. Bases 242 to 1426 code for a protein of 394 amino acids. The transcript is spliced from 11 exons. Gene Ontology annotation, biological process: peptidyl-serine phosphorylation. Gene Ontology annotation, molecular function: ATP binding; calcium/calmodulin-dependent protein kinase activity; calmodulin binding. The record is from RefSeq and is a predicted model, not a curated record. NCBI's taxonomy places the organism in Eukaryota, Metazoa, Chordata, Aves, Gruiformes, Gruidae.